AUGUGGCUGCAUGUUGAUACGCAGGGAGCCGUCCCCCACCGUCGCUACAUUGCCGCCCAAGGACCCAAGAGCGAAGAGCUGUGCACGAUCCCUGACUUCUGGAGGAUGAUCGACGAACAGCAAGUGAACGUCAUCAUAAUGAUUGGGGACUUCAUCGAGGACAACGCAGAAAGCUGUGGCCAAUACUUCAGUUAUGACGGCGUGGUGAUGUUUCAAGAUCCGCCGGUAUCUGUGAUGGUCACGAUGUUGUCUACCGAGACCACCUCGAGCUACAACGUCUCUCGCCUCCAGGUAAAGAUGGAAGUGGAAGGCAAGUCUGUGUUGCGUGACGUCACUCACUACCACUACGCCGCGUGGCCGCAGCAAGGAGAUCCAUCCGAUACACUCGCGCUCGCCAGCAUGCUUCUGGACAUUGCCUCCAGUCACCCCAAAAUGCACGCCGUAGUCCACUGCAACUCGGGGGUUGGUCGUUCCGGCGCAGUGAUCUACACCAUGAUCUGCUACGACCACCUACUGGCUUCCGGAAAACUGGACGUUAUAGCAGUACUAGAAGGUGUGCUGCAGGAACGAGCUUGUCUUGUCGACAGCCCCCAACGCUUCCAACUCUGUCUCCAGCUGCUGGACGAGCUCUUGUUUGGUUUCAAAACUGUAACAAGCGAAAACGAAUUACAUGGAAAAUUUCUGCAGCUCCUGCAAAAAUGCCCCGAAUGGUUUGCAGGAGUUAAUACUCUGCCGUCAUCGCUAACGUUUUCAGAAGCGGGUUCGAAACAGUGCACCGCGUUCAACCGUUCACCCGAAGUUUGGCCGGCAGACAGAUAUCGAAUCUCCAUUCAGAACGCUAUCGGACAACCUCAGUACAUCAACGCAAUACUACUCGAUGGACUCCAGAAAAAUCGAGCCUACAUCGUCACGGAACAUCCACUUCCAGGCCGUUUGGAGCAUUUCUGGAACCUGGUGCUCACUCAAAAAACCCCGGCUGUUGUGGUGCUCAACGCGCUGUACGAUGAGAACUUCCCCGAGCUGCUCCCUCCAGUCGGCGCUACACUGAGAGCGGCGACGGUGGAGGUGAAGACGGUAGCCAAGAUGGCCGCGGCUUCUCACCUCAUUUGCCAUCGCGUUUCAGUCGCAGUCGGCGCGACAUCAGCUGCAGUGUUAGUGUACGAGGUGAUGGACUGGCCUCGCGGGAUGGCCUGUCCUCUUGACGUCAGUUCCUUGGUCCGCCUUGCCGACACUUGCUGCAGCUCACCCAACAAGUCUGCAGGGCCCACUGUGCUCGUCUGCGGGGAUGGCGUGACUGCCUGUGGCCUGGCAGCGGGCGUCCUGAGCGUCGUCGACAGGCUGAAGGAGCGGCAGGACGUCGACGUCUACAGGACCGCCGUCAAGCUGCGCCGCUACCGCCAGCAGUUCAUCAUCAAUGAGGCGCAGCUGCAGUGCAUGCUUCAGGCAGCCAGGACUUACCUCAGCGACUUCCGCGUGUACCAAAACUGACAGCAAAAACCCACCAAGGUGGAGUGGGUUUGACGUCACUGGAGGGCAACUCGACUUUCAAGAACUGGGCUUUGCGACGGUCAUCGUCUUCGUUGCUGGACUAAUUAGUCGUUGCUUGUGACUAAAUUGUGCCAGAUAGAGACUUGAAAGCUGUAACUUUUGUUUCAAGUCUGUGCGACGCAUUUAUUUUAAAAAUUAUUUGAUGUUUGUCUGGCAUGAAUUGUAACCAAGUUUAUACACGUUUUGUUUACAUGCUGAGAUGCAUAUUAUGAUUCAAGACAAAUUUAAGACUCUAAACUAGUUUAUAAAUGCAUUUAUGCUCGAUAAGCGUCGCCGUAUGUAGGCAUAACGUCAAGCACUUUGUAUUCUAGACUGACGGGCCAUGAAGUAAGGAGUUACUGAACUGGACAUAUUUCAGUGCGUCUCUCGCAUUCGACUGAAUGCAUAAGGAGAUUUUAAAUUUUUAGUUUUCACUCUCGGUGCGUUAAUUAGCACUUUCGUUUCACGAAUUUUAUACGUCUUGUAUAUUUAAAAUCGAAGCCUAGUUUGUUUGACCACUUAUGUUUUUUUCCACUACUCGAAAUUUUAAAUAGAUGAGUUUGUCUGUUUUUUUUUGCUACGUAAUUCGCUUGCUAAUUUAGAUUUAACGUAUUUUUCGCACAUUUUAGAUUCAAUCGUCCCUGUAUUCUAGAAUUUUUGAAAUGACGAUGUGGUAGCUGGAUCCUGAAGCGAAAUCUAUAGAGGUAAUGUUAAUUUUUUAUGGCAUUUCCGUUGCUAUUAAACUUAUAAAAAAUUUGCUGCUCAAACAAUCAAGUGACAUUUAUACGUUUUCAACAUUCAUUCAACGAAUGAAUCUUAAUAUACUGUGAUCUGAGGAAGAAAAUUAUGCAGGGAAAUUAAUGAGGUCCAAUUAUGACGGGAUUUUCUUAACUUUCUAUCUCACUGAUAACGAUUGAUUAAAUCGAGUCUAGUUUAGUGACGAAGUUAAAUUUGCUAUCGUUUAUUGUAACGUUUUUCUGACCACUGCUGCUGAAUGCCAACACGGAGGCCUGCUGAGCUACCCCGGCUACCAGCCAUGAGUCGUUGAGCAAAAAAACUGUUGAGAAAAAAAUAAACUCGCUAUAAAAUGUUGAAAAAGUUCUAAUUCUAUGUUUCAAAGAUAUGAACUGACAAAAAGAUGAAUAUUACUAUUAUCAUAACCUUAAUUCCCCUGACUAAAAAUUUUAUGCCAGCUUCAAAUGCUUGAGCGUCACGAGACACAACACAUUGCAGGUUCAUUGCGUGAAUGGUAGCGCUAUCUGCAACACGUAAGACGUGAACUUAGUGCAAAGCACUAGGGAAGUUUAUGUUCCAAAAUAUUUAUGAGUUUGCAUGUAAUUAUGUAGCGUCUCCUUUAAUGUUCUACAAUAUUGAAUGACCAUAUUAAGAGACAUAUUUAAAUGGGACUGUAUGCGCAUAAUCACAGUUAAAAUAUCAUUUUCACGUAAGAACAAUUGUAUUUUAUUUAAUUCUAACGGCUCUCUCAUUUAUGUAAGUCGUUUUUUCCAGUCAGUUUCUUUGUUUUCCUUUUUGUUUCAUUUGUUGAAUGCAAUUUUGAUAAUUUCUUGCACCUAUCGAGCUCGACAGCCUACAUGACGAACUUAAAUCUGCGGAAAGAGAACCAGUAUUUAACUAUGUCUUUAACUUUAGUUUUAAGGCGUUCAGGACUAUUUCAAUAAUUCAAUAAAUCAUCAACAU
Molecule: messenger RNA, 3225 nt
Organism: Hyalella azteca
Lineage: Eukaryota; Metazoa; Arthropoda; Malacostraca; Amphipoda; Hyalellidae
Product: receptor-type tyrosine-protein phosphatase F
Exons: 10
Coding region: 1-1488 (495 amino acids)
Biological process (GO): protein dephosphorylation
Molecular function (GO): protein tyrosine phosphatase activity
Source: RefSeq, a predicted model, not a curated record